This is a messenger RNA of Dicentrarchus labrax (European seabass), 2712 nucleotides long. RefSeq names its product myoD family inhibitor domain-containing protein-like. Bases 177 to 872 code for a protein of 231 amino acids. The transcript is spliced from 4 exons. Lineage: Eukaryota; Metazoa; Chordata; Actinopteri; Moronidae. The record is from RefSeq and is a predicted model, not a curated record.
CCAACGCACACCCACACCCACAGUACAGCUCACAGUCUCCUGAGCGGUGACUCAGGCCGGCAUGUUGGGUGUUGUUGGAGGUUUCCUGACCUUUUGGUGCAGGCAGAAGAACGAGGAUGGACAGUGUGAACGGUGAAAAGUGAAACACAGAUCCUGAGCAGUCAUGAGUAUCAGACAUGUUACCAGGAGACCAUGUACCUGUGGACAGGACAGAGGAACAGAGCAACCCGACUAAAGGUAGCGUGUCUUUAAAAUCAGCAGAGGAAAUCCUUUCAGCAUGUGACCCUGUGAACAGAGGAAAUACCAUCCCCACUGACCUCAUCAGCACUCAGCCUCUGCCCGCUGCAGCCCAGCCAGCAGAGGCCUCACAGGAGGCAGCAGGGUUUAAGAAGAAGCAUCACUGUGACCUCCAGAAGCCCACCUGCCCACAAUGUGGCCUUGCAGUCCCAGACCACAGACGGCCUCCUCUCUCCCCGGGCCUCAGCCGACUGCAGGGCUCGAGCAUGUCGGGCAUGUCGGUGCACAGCAACAGCAGCAGGAGGAGCAGGAGGAGCAGGGGCAACAUGGCUGGAUCGCACCAACCUACUGCUACACCUGCUGACUCCUGUUUACAGCUGUUGCUGGCGUGCCUGUCGUGCCAGGGGUCGGUGCUGCUCCUGGGUCUGUUGGAGGCCUGUUCCUCGUGCCUCCACACACUCUGCUCCUCCUGCUGCCACGCCUGCGCGCGCUGCUGUUCGGCCAUCCAGGAGGCGCCCGUGGAGGAGCUCAACUGCAACGCCCACUGCCACUCUGUGCUAUUCGAGACUUGCUGUGAGCCGACCGAAUGUCUCGAGUUUUGUCUGGAGUGCUGUGACAUCUGUCAUCGCAGCUAGGGGGCAACUGGACCGCCAGGCCUCUGGACUUAAUAUAUGAGACAUGUAAAGAGACUGCAACAGACAUUAAAAGCAAUGUGGGAUUCAUUAGUACUACAAUGACAUCUCAUUUCUUGUGACUAAACAUGAUCUUAUUGAACUUGUUGUGACCCACAGAGUUGUGAACACACAAACAGCUGAGAAACUUUACAAUUCUUUGUGGUCACCAAUGUGUCUACUAAAUAUUCUGUCAACAAAUGCUGCUAAAAUAAUACAUUUUAUUGAGUUCAACCCACAUGAUCACUUACCGAAGAGCGAAGACUUUAGUCCUUCGCAUUCUUCUUCAGUAAAAGGCCUUCAUGAGCUGAAGCACUUUUAAAUUAAUAGUUCAAAAUUUUGAGAAAUUCCCAUAUUUGUUUUUUCUAUCCAAGAAGUAGAGGUACUGGCUGUCAUUUAACGAAGGAGCAGGAGCCAGGAGGCCAUUAGCUAAGCUUAGAAUAAAGCCUGGAAGAAAGCCAACUAUCAAUAUUUUUAAUAUCACAAAUUGUGUUUGUCAAGUGUUUUCAGUGGGACUAAAUAUUGUUGUAAAUAUUUGUUGACGAACAUCUGCCCAGCACUGUCUCAUUGCCUGGCAACCUCACCAGGAACUGUGUGGUGUUACUCAACGUAAAAUAAUAAUUUUUACACAUUUGUGUGAAUUAAUUAAACAUAUGAGAUACAGUGUGUUAACAGGCCUUUUCACAGCAGCCAUUUUGGAAGAGGAGGGUUACCAGUGAUACUAUUUAAGGUUCUGUCUCAUUCAGAUUAAACAGGGAGCUGCUAUUGUGCAUGUUGGCUCUGAAAGGUUCUGCUACACUAAAUGGAAGAGAAACUUAAUUAGUAUAAUUGGUAACACCUGUUUGCACAACUAUUUCAUGUCAAAAUGGCUGCUGUGAAAAAGGUCUGGUAGUGAGCUUCAGAGGUGCUGGUAGGCAAAUGUUUGACAAAGUCAGGCUAGCAAUUUCCCCACACUUUCAGCCUUUAUGCUAAGCUAAGCUAAUUGCUUCCCGGAGCCAUACUCAAAGGAAUAGUUUGAUAUUUUGGAAAAUACACUUUUUACUUUUUUUGAGAUGAGAUGGUCGAUACGCUCUCAUAUUCUUGCAUAUAUUUGCAGCUGGGUGCAGCUUGUUUCCGUUCGUACCGUUGGGGACCAGGGGACGGUUGGGCUAACUUGCCGUUUUCAGCGUGUAGGUUGCUAGCUCAAAGGGUUGAUGUUGUUCCACGUAGCCAAGGAGUAUUUUGAAAUUGGUUACACGCAGAUAGUGGAACGGGAGAACGCUGCGUGAAAUACACAGCAAACGGCAGGCCGCACAAUCUACACCUGACUAGUCAACCACUCUCAAAUCUACAGCCAAGAGACAAUUAGCUUACCUUAGCUUAGGCUGGAAAACAACGACGCUGGCUCGGUCCAAAAGUAGAAAAUCUGCCUACCAGCACCUCUAAAACUCACUGAUCAACACUGUAUCUUAUUAUUGAAUUAAUACAAGAACCAAAGUGUAAAAACAAGCUGUGUCGUCCCCCCCCAUUUCCAGUCAGCAUGCUAAGCUAAUCUCACUGGCUCUUCGCUAAUUUAACGCACAGAUACGAGAGUGGUGUCAAAACUCUUUUUAGUUUUUAGUUUUAUUUCCCAAAAAUGUCAAACUGUUCCUAUUCUGUGCAGAGGAAGGAACAGAUGUAUUAUUUAUCUCCUGGUUGAUUUUUUGGGAAAAUAGAUUCAAGGACCUUUUUAAAUAUUAAAAGAAAUUUGUCAAGGUCAUUUGUUCUGCUUGUUAAAUUGCUGUGGAUAUCCAAGGUGAAUAAAAUCCAUUGUGGGACUUAUUAA